AUUUGCAUUGCUGAGGACUUCUGUGUCAGGGAUUUGAUCUUGCCACUUGAUCCUCAGAAGUUUCCUCAGACAGCUCAAGUGGAAAUGUUUCAGUUUUUUGGCAUGACGCUGGUAGACUGUCCAGGUUUCGCACCCAUACAGGAGAGUUUGUUAGACAACAGCCCGAUAGACCUUCAGUUUUGUCUCCUGCUUUAUGCCAGUCCUUUCCCAUACCGAGUCACGUAGACGUCCAAAGGCAGCACUGGCCUUGACAGUCCUGAUGCUAACUUCGUCAUCUAUGUGCACAGCACGAGACAGUGUACUACCAAGGUAUGUAAACUUGUCAACAGCUGAAAGCUUUUGCCCAUUCACAAGGAUGGUUGGCUCAGUGUAGGGUUUCCCAGGAGCGGGUUGGUAUAGGACUUUUGUCGUCUAUGUGCUGAUUGUCAGGCCAAAGUUGUUGCAAGCUGAAGAGAGGUGGUCCAUACUGUCCUGAAGAUUUUUAUUUGAGCCAGCAGCCAAAGCACAGUCAUUAGCAAACAGCAGUUCUCGAACAGUGUCUACCUCCACUCUAUUUUUGGCUUACAACCUCCGCAGAUUGAAUAGCCCACCGUCAAAACGGUAGAUGAAUUUGAUCCCAGUGUUGUAAUUCUGGAAUGAGUCUUGCAGCAUGGCAGAAAACACCAUGUUGAACAGCGUUGGCGCUAAGACGCAGCCUCUGACGCAGGAUCAGAGUGUUCUUGCUGCUCUCUGAUACUGGCCAUCAUGGAGAUUACGCACAAUGCCAAUAAACUUGUCUGGACAACUAUAUUCAGAUAUAUACCGUUUGUAUAUCGGACUCUGUUCACCAGACUACAUCAAUAUCCUCAUGUAUUAAUGAAUUAAAGACCUGGCUGAAUUGCAACUUUCUCAGUUUAAAUCUAAGACAGAAAUCUUAUUACUGGUCCACCGUCUCUAACAAAAAACGUAACUAAGACUCGCACACUUGACCUUGAAGCUACAUCCAUUUUUCCAGCUGCUACUGUUAAAAACUUGGGUAUCACCCUUGACUCUUCACUGACCUUCGACCUCUACAUUAGUCAACUCUGUAAAGCCGCAUUUUUUCAACUUCGCCGCAUUUCCAAGCUCCGUCCCUAUGUUAGCCCAAAAGACGCUGAAUCUUUGGUACAUGUGUUUAUCACAUCUCUUCUCAACUACUGUAAUGCUCUUUUUUCCAGACUACCAACACACUCUCUCACGUCUGCAAUAUAUUCAAAACUCUGCCGCAAGAUUGCUAACAUACACUAAACGAUACGCUCAUAUCACUCCAAUUCUGUUUGACCUCCUCUGGCUACCUUUGUCUUCUCGUAUUAUUUACAAAAUUCUCCUGCUUACCUUUAAGUCACUCAAUGGUCUUGCUCCUUCCUAUCUCUCUGACUGACUUUCUCAUUAUAUUCCCCCUCGAACCCUCCGAUCUUCUGACUGGGAACUCGUCUUUGAGUCGAGACUUCGCCUUUCAUCUAUGGGUGGUUUUGAGCCAAUGAAAGGAGACUGGGUGUUGGCUCAAUAUUUUAUCAGCCCUGAAGAAUGGAGUAGUCAGGCCCAAACAGUUUCACCACUGCGAUAUCGCCGCAUGGACACGGUGGCUGUGACAUGCAUAUUUGGAAGGAGUGGUGUUGUGGAAGACAGUGUGUUUUUCAGCCUGGAGUCUCUGAUAGUGCCGUCUGGCUUCAAACCUGCUAGGGGAGACAUCGUGAAUGUGGUGGUGCUUGAAAGCAGUCAGUCACUUUAUAGCUGGAGAGCUCUGUGCAUGACCCCUGUUCAGCACAGUAACCCACAGACAAGCACCUCAGUCCUGAACAUGCCUGAUGCUGAGAUCCACAACCUGCUUGAGAAUAAGGGUGGGCUCGCAGUCACUCAGGAAACCCAUUUUGGCUGUCUCCUACUAGGAAAGAGGAAGGAGCUGCUGAUCUGGGUCCAAAACACUGGAUCAGAGCGUCACAGAUUGAAGUGUUGCGAGUUUGCAGGAUGGGACUCCGAGCAGCAGUUUUCUCUCAGCUCUGUGUCACUCAGCAAACCUCCAAACAUCAAAGCUGCUGAUGGGCCAAGUGGCUUUUACCCAGCGGAGGGCAGUAGAGAUGUUGAGGUAGAGGAUGGUAAAGACCUAGGUUCUCUGCAGACUGAAGCUGUGCGAAUGUUGGCAAGUGACCUAGAGAUUGUACCUGGAGAGAAGAUGUCUGUGACUGUCAGCUGCCAGGCCAAGUCUCUGGGUUGCUCUGAUGAACUGUUGCUGCUUCACUUUUCUUCUUUUACUAUCGGGAGGCGUCUGAAGGUGUUGGUGAACAGCGCAGAGGAGAGUUUGCUCAAACCCAGCGCCCCCUACUGUCCUGUAACAACACUGCCACGUCAGCAGCCUACCCAGAUUCUUACGGUUUCUGCCCCCCCUGCUCCUCUCAGGCUUGCUAAGAGGCAUCUACCAAACUUUUUGGGGAACUAUGCAGUACCACAGGCUCUCCGGGAUUGUGUUGAAGCCCAGAAAGAUGUGCUGAUUGUCCAGCCCGCUUUGGCAGAGCCGCUGAGUUUGUGGUCGAUGUUGCCACGCUUCUCUGCUCUUCUGUGGUUGGAGGAGUUGCAGGCUGAGAGGGAGCUCAAAGAGUUGAGCAUCUCUGGAGCUAUCCUCAGGAAGGGAGCGGUUUACUUACACCUGGAGGUGCCAGGACUUGCUGAGGGCCGUCCAAGCCUCUUUAUUGGUGAUAAAGUUCUUCUAAAGAAACCAUGUAAUGGAGGAAUUACUAUUGAGUACAUAUCGUAUGUCACAGAGAUUAAUGAAGAAGAUGUGAGCUUGCGUGUAAACGCUGACUUUCACAAUAGCUAUCUAGGAGAACCUUUGGAUGUUGAGUUCACUUUCAACAGGUUGACCAUGAGAAGGUGCCACUGUGCUUUGGAACAAACCAAACAUUUUGGAGACAACAUUCUGUUUCCUAGUGUGCUAACACUACAGCCGCCUCAGUGGAGUGGAGAGUGGGGUCCACAUGACGAGGAUGAACUUCCACAACAAGUGAAAGACACAAGUAAUGACGCGAUGAAAGGGUUGUGUUCUUCGACUACAGAUAUGGUGUCUGUGGCCACGCAAACUAAAACUGAUUUGACAUUGAGUGCAAAAAGCACACCAAACCCUGGCCAGUUCUUCAACUGUCAGCUAAAUUUUGCCCAGCAGGAAGCAGUUAAACAGAUUCUGAGUGGAGAUUGUCGUCCCACACCAUACAUUCUGUUUGGUCCUCCUGGUACAGGAAAAACCAUUACGCUUAUAGAAACUAUACUGCAGGUGCAUCACCACAUCCCUGGCAGCCGUGUGCUUGUCUGCACGCCAUCAAACAGUGCCGCUGACCUCAUCUGUCUGCGCCUGCAUCAGAGCGGAUACCUGAACACUGCCAGUCUGGCGCGAGUCAAUGCUACCUGCAGGCCUGAAGAGUCUAUGCCAGAGGAGUUACGUCAGUACGCGAGGGCUGGUGAAGAUAUUCGACAUGCCAGUUUUCAUCGUAUUGUUGUUAGCACAUGUUCCAGUGCUGGAAUGAUGUACCAGAUCGGCCUACGUGAUGGCCAUUUUACCCACGUGUUUUUGGAUGAGGCUGGUCAGGCCACUGAACCUGAAACUCUGAUUCCUCUGGGUUUACUUUCCGAGGGAGGUGGACAGAUUGUGCUGGCUGGUGAUCCAAAGCAGCUUGGCCCAGUAAUAAAGUCAAAAAUUGCUUCUGCGUUUGGACUGGGAGUUUCUUUCCUUGAAAGACUGAUGAGAUUGCCACUUUACAGUUGUAGUGAGAGAGGCUACAAUCCCAAACUGGUGACAAAGCUGGUUUAUAACUACAGAUCCCAUGAGGCUUUACUGGAGUUGCCUUCAAGGCUGUUUUAUGCUGGCGAGCUGUGUGUGCGUGCUCAAAGAACUGUUGUUGAUUCUCUCUGCCAUUGGAACAGACUCCCCACAAAAGGCUUCCCUCUUAUUUUUCAUGGAGUCAGGGGAACGGAGAUGAGAGAGGGCAGCAAUCCAUCAUGGUUCAAUCCUGCUGAGGCGGUGCAAGUGAUGAUGUACUGUUGCCAGCUAGCAAAGAGACUGUACAACCCCAUACCACCCACAGACAUUGGCAUCAUUACCCCCUAUAAGAAACAGGUUGAAAAGAUGCGUGUGCUGCUCCACAGGGUGGGGCUCUCGGAGGUGAAAGUGGGCUCAGUGGAGGAGUUCCAGGGUCAGGAGUUCCUGGUCAUCAUCCUCUCAACGGUUCGCUCCAAUGAGACAGUGGCGAAUGAAGAAUUGCAAAGAAUGCUGGGGUUUUUGUCCAACCCGAAGCGUUUCAACGUUGCCAUUACUCGAGCCAAAGCUCUUCUCAUUGUCAUCGGAAAUCCACAUGUUCUUAUCAAGGACCCAUGUUUCAGUGCCUUACUGCAGUAUUCUUAUGAUAACGGAGCUUUCCUAGGAUGUGACCCACCAAUGAGGGAUUUUCCCUGAUGGAACAUAGAAACCCCUUUGGUCUCUGUUAUCUCAGUGUGAUCUCAAAACAAACAAAUAUGUUCUAUUUUGAAUAAAAACUGUCAUUCAGUCAAGUUUUGGUUAUUAAAGUCCGUACAGUAAGAUAAUUUAAUGUUUUUGUUUGACAGACAUAAGGGUUGCAGUGGACAUUAUGUAAGUUUAGAAAUGCAAUAUAUUUUCCUGGUUUCCAGCACAGGUAGUUAUGUCUUAAACUUACCUCAGUUUUUCACAUUCUGUUAUUUAUUUUUGACUCUGAGCUGACUGGAGCAGUAUAGAGAUU
Paramisgurnus dabryanus is the source of this 4760-nucleotide messenger RNA. The record is from RefSeq and is a predicted model, not a curated record. Lineage: Eukaryota; Metazoa; Chordata; Actinopteri; Cypriniformes; Cobitidae.